Bombina bombina (fire-bellied toad) is the source of this 2485-nucleotide messenger RNA. RefSeq names its product potassium voltage-gated channel subfamily A regulatory beta subunit 3 (gene KCNAB3). Gene Ontology annotation, cellular component: membrane; voltage-gated potassium channel complex; cytoplasm. The transcript has 14 exons. Gene Ontology annotation, molecular function: voltage-gated potassium channel activity; transmembrane transporter binding; potassium channel regulator activity. Gene Ontology annotation, biological process: transmembrane transport; potassium ion transport; regulation of potassium ion transmembrane transport. Bases 81 to 1286 code for a protein of 401 amino acids. NCBI's taxonomy places the organism in Eukaryota, Metazoa, Chordata, Amphibia, Anura, Bombinatoridae. The record is from RefSeq and is a predicted model, not a curated record.
CUCUCUUUCUCCCCUGUCCCAGAGUGUCCCAAUCCCCCUAUACUCUCACUUUCAUAUUAUUUUACCCCCCUCUCACAAUAAUGCAAGUUUCAUUUGCUUGCACUGAGCAGACACUACGAAGUAGGACCAGUGAAGACCGUCUGUGUCCCAGUCGCCCCUCAGGUGGACAGAAUGGGGGUACAGGGGGACAAAGCAAACAGCGUACUCCCCCUAUGGGGACAAAAAAUGCUAAUCAGGUGCUUCCCCUCCUUUCUCACAUCCUGCGUGAGUCCACAGGCAAAGCAACUGGCAUGAAAUACAGAAAUCUGGGAAAAUCAGGAUUAAGAGUUUCAUGUCUUGGACUUGGUACUUGGGUAACUUUUGGUUCCCAGAUCACAGAUGAGAUUGCAGAAAACCUUCUGAGUAUUGCAUACGAACAUGGGGUGAACCUUUUUGAUACUGCAGAAGUGUAUGCAGCAGGGAGAGCAGAAAAAUCUCUGGGAAAUAUUCUUAAAAAGAAAGAAUGGAGACGCUCCAGUUAUGUUGUUACAACCAAAAUUUACUGGGGAGGACAGGCAGAAACUGAAAGAGGCCUUUCACGCAAACAUAUUAUUGAAGGUCUCAGAGGGUCUCUGGAGCGCCUGCAGUUGGAGUAUGUGGACAUUGUAUUUGCAAAUCGAAUGGAUGCUAACAGUCCGAUGGAGGAGAUUGUUAGAGCCAUGACGUUUGUCAUCAACCAGGGUAUGGCUAUGUACUGGGGCACAUCACGAUGGAGUGCAAUGGAAAUCAUGGAAGCAUAUUCAGUGGCCCGUCAGUUUAAUCUCAUUCCUCCAGUGUGUGAGCAGGCCGAGUAUCAUCUCUUCCAGCGUGAAAAGGUGGAGACUCAACUACCUGAGUUGUAUCAUAAGAUAGGUGUUGGUUCUAUGACAUGGUCUCCGCUGGCGUGCGGUCUAAUUACUGGAAAAUAUUCCGAAAGUGUACCAGAAAAAUCAAGAGCAUCAUUCAAGGGUUACCACUGGUUGAAGGAAAAAGCAGCAAGUGAAGAAGGGAAAAAACAGCACUUAAAGAUAAAGGAGCUGCAUCCUAUUGCUGAACGUCUGAACUGCACAGUGACUCAACUGGCUAUUGCAUGGUGCCUGAGAAGUGAAGGGGUUAGCUCUGUACUUCUCGGUGUUUCCAACACUGAUCAGCUACUGGAGAACCUGGGAUCCAUUCAGGUAUUGUCCCAAAUGACACCUCAGAUAAUAGUCGAAAUUGACCAGAUUCUUGGCAACAAACCCAAUAUAAAGAAAGAUUCCCGAGCAUGAGAAUCAAUCAGGAGCCCUUUGGAACUUCAAGGUGUCCCCCACUCAGGACAGGGGACAUACAAAAGCUCGCUAGCCUUGUGCAUGGUCCCCCCUCUGGCAGUGCUGAGAGAGUGGGUGGAGAACUUUACCUAGCAAUAAGAGAGGAAUAUCUGCUGCCUGCUUUAAUACUAUGGAGUUUUCCCAAGCAUUAAUUCAUGUCACCCUGUGGGGGGAGAAUAAGACUAAAAGUACUCUGUCACCCUAUGGGAAGAGGGACAGAUAUAUAGCUCCCUAGUGUACAUGUCACAUUGCAGGGAGAGGAACAGGCUAGUGCUGUUCUGUUUAAGUCAUCCUAUAGGAAAAUAACCCACUAAUGAUGCCCUUCUUACUUUUAUCCUGUUGGAGGAGGGAAGCUUUAAGUCCUUUUUUUUUUUGCAUGUGUGUGCGUGUGUAAGUAAGGACAGACUCAUUGCUCACCCUGUCUGUGUUAUUCUGUAAAGAGAAAGGACAGACUUUUACCUCCUUUAUAUGUUCUUAUUGAACCCUUCUACAUUACCUUGUAGUGGUCGUGGGAAGAGAAUCAUAGACUCUUCUGUAUUUCUCUCUGUAUCACUGUGGGAAGGAGCAACCAACUCAUACUUUUUCUCGGACUGAUUUGUUUCUACAGGAAAGAACCAGACUCAUAAUUUGUUCUGUUUGUCACACUGAAUGUUUGUGUGUGUGUGUGUAUGAUAGUAACAUUCAAACUCCCUGUCUGGAUCAGUUUGUCAAAUUGUGGCAGAGGUUAAAGAAAAAACGUUGUCAUACUCACAAAUACCUUAUAUCAACCCAACUGUCUAAUUGGCAUUAUAUCCAAUGGUGUCAUCUUGUUCAACAUAUUAUUGAUAAAACAGGGACAUCUCUUUAACCACGGCUAUUGUCACGGCUAUAUCUGCAUGUUCAAUUUUAGGAAAAAUGGAGCCAGAAUCUAAUAUGUAGGAUUAUACCGUUACUGCCUGUCUUUGAAAAACCUUUGGGAUCCUCUGCUAUAAAAAAAAUGGCUGAUGUACUGCAAGAUCAUGUUCUCAUCUUUUUUUAGGACAGUAGGACUUUUAUAAGUAUUUUAUUGCAAGUUCAAUAACAGUCCCACUCUUCUAUUGUCUUUAUAAAAUAUGACUUUUAUGGGAUAUUUUUAUCCUCCUGUUGUUUGAAAUAUACAAAUUACAGAAUUGGUAAAACAA